Molecule: messenger RNA, 2855 nt
Organism: Oryctolagus cuniculus (rabbit)
Lineage: Eukaryota; Metazoa; Chordata; Mammalia; Lagomorpha; Leporidae
Gene: FAF2
Product: Fas associated factor family member 2
Biological process (GO): ERAD pathway
Cellular component (GO): endoplasmic reticulum
Molecular function (GO): ubiquitin binding
Source: RefSeq, a predicted model, not a curated record
AGCGCCGGCGGCCGUUCAGACCGGAAGCGGUUGCGGCUGACGUCAGUUCCGGCGGGUGACGGUGCGGACGGGUCAGGAGCGUAGAGGCGGCGGCAAAAUGGCGGCGCCUGAGGAGCGGGAUCUAACCCAGGAGCAAACAGAGAAACUGCUGCAGUUUCAGGAUCUGACUGGUAUAGAAUCUAUGGAUCAAUGUCGCCAUACCUUGGAACAGCAUAACUGGAACAUAGAGGCUGCUGUACAGGACAGACUGAAUGAGCAAGAGGGUGUACCCAGUGUUUUCAACCCACCUCCAUCCCGACCCCUGCAGGUUAAUACAGCUGACCACAGGAUAUACAGCUAUGUUGUCUCAAGACCACAACCAAGGGGACUGCUUGGAUGGGGUUAUUACUUGAUAAUGCUUCCAUUCCGAUUUACCUAUUACACGAUACUUGAUAUAUUUAGGUUUGCUCUUCGUUUUAUACGGCCUGACCCUCGCAGCCGGGUCACUGACCCCGUUGGGGACAUUGUUUCAUUUAUGCACUCUUUUGAAGAGAAAUAUGGGAGGGCACACCCUGUCUUCUACCAGGGAACGUACAGCCAGGCGCUUAAUGAUGCCAAGCGGGAGCUUCGCUUUCUUUUGGUUUAUCUUCAUGGAGAUGAUCACCAGGACUCUGAUGAGUUCUGUCGCAACACACUCUGUGCCCCUGAAGUUAUUUCCCUCAUAAAUACGAGAAUGCUCUUCUGGGCAUGCUCUACAAACAAACCUGAGGGAUACAGGGUCUCACAGGCUUUACGAGAGAACACCUAUCCAUUCCUGGCCAUGAUUAUGCUGAAGGACCGAAGGAUGACUGUGGUGGGACGCCUAGAAGGCCUCAUUCAACCAGAUGACCUGAUUAACCAACUGACAUUUAUUAUGGAUGCGAACCAGACUUACCUGGUGUCAGAACGCCUAGAAAGGGAAGAAAGAAACCAGACCCAGGUGCUAAGACAACAGCAGGAUGAGGCCUACUUGGCCUCUCUCAGGGCUGACCAAGAGAAAGAAAGAAAGAAAAGGGAGGAACGAGAGAGGAAGCGACAAAAAGAAGAAGAGGUGCAGCAGCAAAAGCUGGCAGAGGAGAGACGGCGGCAGAAUUUACAAGAGGAAAAGGAAAGGAAGUUGGAGUGCCUUCCUCCUGAGCCUUCUCCAGAUGACCCUGAAAGUGUCAAGAUCAUUUUCAAAUUACCCAAUGAUUCUCGAGUAGAGAGACGAUUCCACUUUUCACAGUCUCUAACGGUAAUCCACGACUUCUUAUUCUCCUUGAAGGAAAGCCCUGAAAAGUUUCAGAUCGAAGCCAAUUUUCCCAGGCGGGUGCUGCCUUGUGUCCCCUCAGCGGAGUGGCCCAACCCCCCUACGCUGCAGGAGGCCGGACUCAGCCACACAGAAGUUCUCUUUGUUCAGGACCUAACAGACGAAUGACACUUUCUUCCUCUCCCUUCCCACCCCUAUCCCUGAAAGAAACGGAUAAAACAAAAAAACAGAAAACACACACAAAAAAAGAGAGAGAUUCAUAUUAUUAUUAUUAUAAUACAAUAUUUUUUUUAAAAAGACUGCUGCAUCCUACGGAAGGAUGAGAAACCGUGCUGCCUGCGAGAGUCAGAACCUGUGUGUGCGCGAGGGGAGCAGUGGCCGGGCCACCCGACAAGCCCACCCUUCCCUCCGGCCCCUGACCGCGGACCUGCCGGCGAGCGAGACUCGGCACCUCCAACCUUGGGGAAGGGGACUUCCCACUAGUUCUUACCAUUCUUGCUUUUAUGGAAAACUAAAGUGAAAAGCCUCCCUCAGCCUGCUCGCUGCUGCGUCUCCUGAGGACUCGUGGCUAUGACAUCUGGAGGAGAGGGAAGAGAAAGCACAGAGAGAUGUUCCUGGAACUGCCCAGUUUAUGAAGAAGUUUCAUUGUGUCUGUUGCUUUGUAAUGACCAAAGGAAUGAGGCUGACAGAGGUGUGGUUUUGUUUGUUUGGUUUUUUUUUUUCCCUUUCUUUAACUUUAUUUGAUGAGAGCCAAUUCUUAAACUCAUGAGUUCCUGCCCCGGGCUGCUUCCUAGCCCGUAGUAGUAUAAUAAAGGUGCCCCGGGCCGGCUUCGCUUCUUUCUGCCAUUUGUCCCUCUCAUGUUCCGAGAGGUCUUUCUUUUUGGUCCAACUCUUGCUGUCCUCUUGCCACCUCUGCAUCCUUACUUGGAGCAGUGGGAAGAGAUCUGGGUUUGUAGCCUCACAAAGGCUGCAUAUGUCCAGAAACGUGUGUGUGUGUGUGUGUGUGUGUGUGUAUGUGCGCGCGCGCCGUGAACCCCCAUUCUCACACACACACCACUGCAGGUUUUCCUUGGCAUCUGUCCCAGGUGGUUGUCGGGGGCUGACCCUGAGGAUAGCUCUCCAUUCCACUUCUGACCCGUGCAUGCUGUUCCUCCCAGCCCAGAGCCUUCCUGAACUGCCAAGCGCGAUGCAGAACCAGCUGACAGUGCCCUGCCUCAGUGGAACUGGGGUGGUGGGCUCGGAGGCAGCCAAGCUCCUCUCCUCUGAACUGUUGGAAGGCACAUUUCGCUUUCUGAUGGAGCCAUCUGCUGGAAGCAGUUUGAUCCUCUCCCUCUACUGCUACAUUGAAGUAACCGUGGUGUUUGUUUCUGUUUUUGUUUUUUUAUCCUUGGUGUCUCCUCUGUGGUUGAGUUUAUGGUUGUGGACUUAUGGGCCAGGCCAUGUGUUAGCAGUAGCCAGUGUGCACUGACAAGUAUUCCAAAGUGUUCUCUAGCCAGCAUACGGCAGUGUGCUGCAGUUAUGGCGGUUCCUCCCGCUCUCUGAGGGCAGGGCCCCUAGGUCAAAAUAAAGCCUAACUUGCUGCAUGGUA